Molecule: messenger RNA, 2055 nt
Organism: Pestalotiopsis fici W106-1
Lineage: Eukaryota; Fungi; Ascomycota; Sordariomycetes; Amphisphaeriales; Sporocadaceae
Exons: 1
Coding region: 1-2055 (684 amino acids)
Source: RefSeq, a predicted model, not a curated record
AUGUUUGUCGUGUUCAAAAAUUAUCAAAAGGUCUACAUCGACUUGUUGGAAGCCUACAGAAAAGCAGAGAGCAAUGAUUUGUCCCUGACUCUUCACUCCAACUCCAAAAUCUAUGUCUCAAUGUCUUUGACACCAGAGGAGCAUGAAAAUCAGAAUUCCCCAACUAUGAUACGACUUCUUACUCUACUUCCUGGUUCGAGACAGGAUUCGAUAGAAUGCUUUCUAAACAGAGCCUAUCUCUCCAAAAGUGAAAUGCCAGAAUUCGACGCUUUAUCAUACGUCUGGGGGCGAGACGCACCAGGAAACAGCAUAACCAUCAAUGGCAGCUCCUUCGUGGUUUCUGCUUCUGUCUAUCAGGCACUGACCCACCUCCGGCAUGCCAGAAGCUCCAGGACCUUAUGGAUAGAUGCAAUCUGCAUCAAUCAAUGCGACAUUGACGAACGGGCUGCACAGGUUUUGAUCAUGUCCAAAAUUUAUUGCAAAGCCCAAAAUGUGUUGGUAUGGCUGGGGCCUCGCGUUCCAUUAGGGCUUCCUCACGUGCUGGAACAUAUCAAGGCACUUUCGCAAAACAGCAGACCGCGCUCACAGCGAGAACCCAGCAGUAUACAUUACGGCACUGUUAAAGCCAUCAUCAAGCUUCUAGAACAUCCUUGGUGGAGUAGAGUGUGGGUGGUGCAGGAGAUUGUUGUCGCACGACAGGCUUUCAUUAUCUGUGGAAGACAGAAAAUCGAAUGGAACAGGUUCUGCCGCCUCGUACACUCUGUCGCAUCAUAUCAUUCAUUCCAUCAGCACAGCCGAGGAGCUCACUUCAAGGAAUUUAUUGCAUUGGAAGCCUAUUGCAGGAAUCGUGCCGGCGCUUUUGACCGUCAUGGGCUAGAGAAUGAAGUCUUGUUGGCGAGAGGUACCGCCUCCGAUGUGCUAUCUCCCGUCUUUGAUUUCCGGAUGAGAGACGCAACAGACGUACGAGACAAGAUAUUUGCACUGCAAGGCGUGAUAGAUGCACCAAUCCUUCAGAAGCCCGACUAUACCAAGCAGGCAUAUGAACUGACCCUUGGGUUUUCAAAGCAACACAUUCGAAACUCCAAAGGUCUUUCCAUAUUAAAUCUAGCUGAUUGUAUGCAACAAUCCAGUUUCCAUUUAUCUGGGAUCAACCAUCGACGCUCAUUUUUGGCUCAAGUCCUCAAGGAUAUUGAGGAACGGACCACGACUAAGGAGACGAUUGUUAGUGAACCCGCUGUACCCAGUUGGUGUCCUGCUUUCAUGAACCCUACAGCGAUUGCGGAAGGCGUCCAUAGAAGGCCUUUAUGGACAGGGCUUCCUGGGAACGACUGUACUGGUCCUUUCAGUGCAACUGAUAAUAUGUCCGUUUCGGAAUACACCAUGACCAAUUUUUUCAAUGAUGAAAAUGCAUCUAAGCUGCCGAUAACGGCCCUUUUGGAACUUCGAGAUACUGUAUCUGCCAUCGGGCCUGUUUAUAGUCCUUCUGUGUUCCAUUUGAGGCACGAUAUGCGGCAGGUAUUACAGCGCCGCUUGCCUCACGCUCGUUCGUCUUUGACCGGCCUCUGGGACAGCACGAAGGUUCUCGACGAGUGGCGGAAGCUAUGGCAUAAAGUGUACGUAAGCCGCACGUCGCUUGAGUCCACCUCAUCCCACCAGACACCAUUUGAUGAAAAUGGAAUCUUCAACCUUACGCUACACGGAGGUAAGCAAGGCUUUGACAUUAUGGACCAGAAACACUCUGCUUUGCGAGAUGCAGUUUGUACCGGACGCCAAUUCUUCACAACAGAACGUGGGCUUUGUGGCCUGGGACCACAGGGCCUUAGAGUCGGAGACGAAACACAUGUCAUCCUAGGCUGCCAGGUCCCCGUUGUGCUGCGAAGGUAUCUUGAUCACCAGGAUCAUGAUACGUUGAAAGUAAGGACUGAAGAUCAGAAAGAAAGGGAACUGAUCUAUGUUGGCCAGGCUUACAUAAAUGAACUGAUGGUGUACAAUGGUGAUCUAUCCGAAGAUAUUCGCACUGGCAAAGUGACACUAGAGGAAAGGUUCUUGAUCUAG